Oncorhynchus nerka (sockeye salmon) is the source of this 1171-nucleotide messenger RNA. Its product is annotated as GTPase IMAP family member 9-like. Gene Ontology annotation, molecular function: GTP binding. Lineage: Eukaryota; Metazoa; Chordata; Actinopteri; Salmoniformes; Salmonidae. The record is from RefSeq and is a predicted model, not a curated record. The coding region runs from base 54 to 671 and encodes 205 amino acids. The transcript is spliced from 2 exons.
AUAACAUAGGAAAAAGCUCUUUCUCUUCAUUCAUUUUCAACUUCAUCAAGACAAUGGGUUCCUUCUCGUCUAAAGUGCCUGCAGGUCGUGACCUGAGAAUUGUGUUAAUUGGAAAAACUGGAUCUGGUAAAAGUUCAAGUGGAAACACCAUUCUGGGCAAACAAGUGUUUACAUCAUUACCCCAGUCUACCUCAGUGACUGAUACAUGUAGGGUAGAAAGGGUUAAAAAAAACAGAUGGUUAAAUGUGGUGGACACCCCAGGAGUGUUAGACACAGAUGGUAAUAGGAAACCAGGGUAUAUCCACAGAGAAAUACUGAAGUGUCUUGAAGUCUCAUCCCCUGGUCCUCAUGUCUUCCUGUUGGUGAUGAAGUUGGGGACAUGGAGUGAUGAUGAUGAGAGAUCUGUUGAGCUCUUGGAGGAACUCUUUCCACAGGUCAACAAGCACAUAAUUGUGCUCUUUACUCAUGGUGAUGGACUUGGGGAAAAAACAAUACAAGACUUUGUAAGUGAUGGUCAUCCAAAUCUUAAAGACAUUAUACAUCGCUGUUCUGGCAGAUACCAUGUUUUCCACAAUAAAAGCUGGUGGAGAGAUCAAGUUGUUGAGCUGGUCAAGAAGAUUGAUGAAUUGGUGGCAGUGGAAGGGAUCUAUGACAAUCACCAUGUAGAUUAAGGAUUACAUUUACACCAACAUGAAAUGUACAUGUUUUUUCCAAUAAAUAAACAUUGUAUAUUGAACAAUGUAAAUAUGACAACAUUUAUGCUGUAUUUAUUUUCAGUUAUACUAUGUUGUCGAUCGGUUAAUCCCAAAUGUCUCUGGAAUGUCACAAUACAUGGGAAUCGUAUCUUUUACCAACAAUAAAGUAAUGAAUAACUAACAACUAUUGUUCUUUAAGCAUCAUAAGUCAUGCUAUAUAUACUUCAUUAUUACAUAUAAUGUGAACACAUUUGUUGCUGUUUGUACUAUUUGGUUGUUUAUAUUUCGUGUAUUUUCUUUUUCACAAGUAUUAUUUAAAAUCCCAUUUAGGAACCUUUUUUAAUGUAAAUGGUUUGUGAUGCUAAAUGUCAUCUGGCGGAUAAAAACUAUCCAGCUGGCAAAAUCUGUCACAUUGACAGAAAUGUUGAUUGAUGUGCAUUGUCCCUGACAAAUAAAUAAAUAAUCUAGCAUUUCUA